UCGCAUCAAUUCCUGGCCCCUUCUCGUUUCCGAGCCUUCUCUCAAGAGCUUGCUCGCAAAGCGUCGAAGAUAUCUUCCCCAUCUCUUCCUAUUUGGAUCGAACGUUCGAAGAAUCCCUCUAAGGUUUGCCCAUUUUAAUGGGAAGCAAAGGCCGAGUACCACCUCAUUUAAGGCGACCUCUUCCUGGUCCUGGUAUGCUGCACCCUGAUCCUUUUAGUGCUGCAGUUCGUCCUCCUCCUGGCGCAUUUCCUUUGGAAAUGCUGCCCCUUCCAGAAGUUUUGGAGCAAAAGCUUGCUGCACAACAUAUAGAGAUGGAGAGGCUUGCAACAGAGAAUCAAAGAAUUGCAGCUACCCAUUCAACUUUAAGGCAGGAAUUAGCUGCAGCCCAACAAGAAUUACAGAGGUUGCAGUCCCACAUGGGCGUUAUUAAGGCUGAACAAGAACAGCAGAUGAGAGCUCUUUUAGAAAAAAAUGGAAGGAUGGAAGCUGAGUUGCAGGCCUCUGAGCCUUUCAAGGCAGACUUGCAACAAGCACAUGCAGAGGUUCAAAAUUUGGUUGCAGCUAGACAGGAGCUGAUUUUGAAAAUUCAACAAUUGAAUCAGGAUCUGCAGAGGAGCCAUGGAGAUGCCCAGCAAAUUCCUGCAUUGCUAUCUGAACUAGAUGCUCUCAGGCAAGAAUAUGAGCAUUGCAGGGCCACAUAUGAAUAUGAGCGAAAAAUAUUCACUGAUCAUUAUGAAUCACUUCAGUUGAUGGAGAAGAAUUACAUAUCAAUGGUUAGGGAGGUGGAAAAACUGCGUGCUGAGUUAGCUAAUGCUGCUAACACUGCUGCUAACACUGCUGCUAACCCAGGAAGAAGUGAUUGUGAUUCAGGUGGGACUUUUGGAAGCAAUGCUAGUCACAAAGAAAUUGAUGCAUCUAAUCAUCAUUCUGUUGGUCAAACCACAUAUGAAGAUGGUUAUGGAGUUUCCCAGAUGCGUGGUUCUUCUUCUGCCGCUGUUCCAUAUGGUGUAGGUCCACUGGGUCCACCACCACCUGCAUGGGUUGGACAUGAUGCAAGAGGCCCUGGUUUUGACGCCUCUAGAAAUGCAAUCUAUGAUACAUCAAGGGGUGCGGGAGGAUUUGAUACUUCUGGUGGCACCAGCAGUUACGAUCCUUCCAUGAUCGGCGGAUAUGGGAUUCCCCGAGGUGCUAAUGCUUUUGAGGCUCAACGAGGAGGUUCUGGAUAUGAUGCCCCAAAAGGGCCUGCCAGUGCUCCAACAACAGGUCCAAUUGGAAACAGUGGCCAUCCAUAUGGAGCGCCACUUGCAAUGAAUCCAUAUGGAUCAGCACCACAGCCGCCUCCUCAUAUGGGUAGUGCUUAUGAUGUACCUCGUGCUGGGAAUGUUGGGCGUAGAUGAGCAUUCUCGCUCAGGUUCUUUUUGCUCAACUAACCGGCAUACAAAUCCCUAAUCUCUUUUAUACUUUUGGUAGUAUUUCAUCUCUCUUUGCUGAAUUGCGUUACGCCAAACUCUGCUUCGGACAUUGUCAUCAGAAAUGCACAGGCCUGCUAAUUUUCCAAUUGAGAGGAAGAUAAAGAGCAACUUAUCAAGGCUUUCAUGCAAUGGAUUCAGGCCAUAUGCAUCUUUAAUCUUCUUGCCCUUUCUCAGCUUGCGUUUGCUUUCAAUUUUCAGUAAUGGAUUAAAUAUAGCAUCGUAUCUCACCUCAUUUACCAAAUUAUAAGAUAAAUCUUGUUGACAGUGGUGUUACCCAAUUUGGGAAUAAUUGUGUACUUGUUAUCUGCCUGCAUUUUGGAGGUCUGAAGUAUUAAUGAAUGGUGGCACAAUUUUGGAAAUUAUCUCUUGAGAGAUGAUAUUCAUAUUUGUUUGUUGAAUUUGUAAAAAUGUUUAAGUUUUUUCAAGUUGUUUGCAAGUGGUUUU
Messenger RNA from Dioscorea cayenensis subsp. rotundata (Guinea yam), 1916 nucleotides. RefSeq names its product protein FLX-like 2. NCBI's taxonomy places the organism in Eukaryota, Viridiplantae, Streptophyta, Magnoliopsida, Dioscoreales, Dioscoreaceae. Bases 138 to 1397 code for a protein of 419 amino acids. The record is from RefSeq and is a predicted model, not a curated record. The transcript has 5 exons.